GUGCUUCCAGCCUGGACAGCUGGAGGAGAAAAUGGCAGCCCUCAUGCUAGGACAGCAGGCCCGCCAGUUUAGCACAUCAGCCAUUAGGCCUGCAGCCAAACUGGUCAAGCCACCCAUCCAGGUUUAUGGAGUAGAAGGUCGUUAUGCCACUGCUCUGUUUUCAGCUGCGAGUAAGCAGAACAAACUGGACCAAGUGGAGAAGGAGCUGGGUAAAGUGAAUGCUCUCAUCAAGGACCCCAUACUUUCUAGUGUGGUCAUGAACCCUCAUGUGAAGCGCAGCCUUAAGCAGAAGACCUUUCACGGUGCCCUUGCAAAGGCUAAAGUCUCCCCUAUUACAGUGAACCUCAUCAAUGUCCUGUCUGACAAUGGUCGUCUUACUCUAACUGGUGACGUCAUCGCUGCUUUCAGUAAGAUGAUGAGUGCACACCGUGGAGAGGUGAUCUGCUCAGUAACCACUGCUCAGCCUUUGGAUCAAGCUAAUCUAGCUGAGCUGAAAGUCGCACUCAAUGGAUUUCUUCAGAAAGGUGAAACUAUCAAGCUGGAAACCAAGUCCGAUCCGUCAAUCCUGGGUGGCAUGAUCGUCAGUAUCGGAGACAAGUACGUGGACAUGUCCACAAAGACAAAGAUUCAGAAGCUGACCAAGCUCAUGAGAGAAUCCUAAGUCACGUGGACUUCAUCUUGGAUCUGUUUUAGAAGUGACCAUCUACAGAAAAAAACGCUGAUCGUUGUGCGUUGCAGUUGCUCCAGAAAUCUAGUGUCUGUACUUUAAAUUCAUUUGGAUGUUAAUAAAACCUCUCAAUAUGUG
This is a messenger RNA of Phycodurus eques (leafy seadragon), 805 nucleotides long. RefSeq names its product ATP synthase peripheral stalk subunit OSCP (gene atp5po). Gene Ontology annotation, molecular function: proton-transporting ATP synthase activity, rotational mechanism. The transcript has 7 exons. Bases 32 to 661 code for a protein of 209 amino acids. Gene Ontology annotation, biological process: proton motive force-driven mitochondrial ATP synthesis. NCBI's taxonomy places the organism in Eukaryota, Metazoa, Chordata, Actinopteri, Syngnathiformes, Syngnathidae. The record is from RefSeq and is a predicted model, not a curated record.